Messenger RNA from Rasamsonia emersonii CBS 393.64, 1236 nucleotides. Its product is annotated as 37S ribosomal protein S5. Gene Ontology annotation, molecular function: structural constituent of ribosome; RNA binding. The record is from RefSeq and is a predicted model, not a curated record. NCBI's taxonomy places the organism in Eukaryota, Fungi, Ascomycota, Eurotiomycetes, Eurotiales, Trichocomaceae. The coding region runs from base 1 to 1236 and encodes 411 amino acids. Gene Ontology annotation, biological process: translation. The transcript is spliced from 2 exons. Gene Ontology annotation, cellular component: ribosome.
AUGAACGUCUCACGGCCGGCAAGAUGCCUGUUCUGCAGCUUUUCCCGGGCGGCCAGCACUGGCGCUCGCGUGCCUCGACGACAAUUUCAUUUGACCGCUGCCCAGCUUAAUCAGAAGCCGAAGCAGCCGACGAACAAGGCUCCUGAAAUGAAGACUCUCGAGGAGAUCACCAAGAAUCUCAAGCCCGAAGACUUCAAGCCUUACACGGAAGAAGAGAAGGCCCGGUUAAAGGAGGAGUACUCCGAGGCUCAAAUCGCCGCCAUCGAGGCUGGUGAGGAAGCAAUUGAUCCCAAAGAUCUGGCCGAGCAGUUCGCUAUUCGGAGGGAUCCCAUGAAGUUUCACUAUUUGGACGACUUCUCGACGAUCGAGCCCGUGGUGGACCACCACAUCCGUGCGCCCAAGGAGAACUCCGACUACUUCGCCGAACUCAAGGACGAGGAUGACUUUGCAGAAGACUUUGCUCGCUUCUUUGCCGAGAUGCCUGAGAAUGCCACGGCGGCGGACUGGGUUCGCUUUACGGAGAACUUGCGUCUGACGAAAGGCAAGGAGGAAAACGAACGCAACCCCAGCAGCGCCCUUGUGCCUCCCCUUUUCGAGCCUGGAGAGUCGCUCAGCCGGGAUCCUCAGCCAGAGAAGCCUGUGAAGGAGGUGCAGGAGAAAGGCCAGCAGACUGAAGAGAUGACGGAUGCGCUGAAGAGAUUGCUGCAGUCUACGGGAUACACAUUGGACAUGAUCCGAUCUCUCAAGCUGAAGACGCUCGUCUCGCAUCCAGUCGUCAACCAGACUCGUCUGGGUAAGGUGCGUCGGCAGUACUGUCUGUCUAUUGCCGGCAACGGGAAUGGCCUGUUGGGCAUUGGAGAGGCCAAGUCAGAAGAAGCGGGUGAUGCCAUGACGCAGUCCAAGUACCGAGCCAUCCGAAACAUGCAGCCUAUCCUGCGGUACGAGAACCGGACGAUUUACGGCGAUGUAGAGGGGAAGGUUGGAGCGGUGGAAUUGAAAUUGAUGACUCGACCACCAGGCUUUGGUCUCCGCUGCCAGCACCUCAUCUUCGAAAUGGCCCGCGCGGCAGGUAUCCAUGAUCUGGCUGCACGAGUGACCCGGUCACGGAACCCGAUGAACACGGUCAAGGCGGCCUACGAGGCGCUGAUGAGCCAGAAGGACCCAGAGGAGAUUGCGCGCGCCAGAGGCAAGAAAUUGGUCGAUGUGCGCAAGGUGUACUAUGCGGGAAGAGUCUAG